UGGGGGAGGGUUGGAGGGUGUGGCCAGGUGGAUCAGCCUGGGCAGGCGAACUCUUCCGAGGAUCCAACCCUCUGGCUCGGUAAAGCCGGGCGAAGCGCUGCAGCAGGGGCGGUGACGCGCGCCCGCAGCCGAGAAUGAGGCUCGCCGUCUGCACCCUGCUGUGCGCCGGGGCUCUGGGGCUGUGUCUGGCUGUCCCUGAGAAAACUGUGAGAUGGUGUGCUGUGUCAGAUCAUGAGGCCGCAAAGUGCUCUGGUUUCCAAGAAAAUAUGAAAAAAGUCUUUCCAGAAGAUGGUCCCAUUGUCACCUGUGUCAAGAGAACCUCUUACCUUGAAUGCAUCAGGGCCAUUGCAGUAAAGGAAGCUGAUGCUGUGACCCUUGAUGGAGGUUUGGUGUUUGAGGCGGGCCUGGCCCCCUACAACUUGAAGCCCAUCCUGGCGGAAUUCUAUGGAUCAAAAGACGAUGCACAAACCUACCAUUAUGUUGUUGCUGUGGUGAAGAAGGGCACCAACUUCCAGCUGAGCCAGCUCCAAGGCAAGAAGUCCUGUCACACGGGCCUGGGCUGGUCUGCUGGGUGGAACACCCCCAUCAGGACACUGCUUCCCUCUGGCUCUCUUGAAGCAGCAGCAGCGGCCAGGUUCUUCUCCAGCAACUGCGUCCCCUGUGCGGAUAAGAAGAAGUUCCCCAGCCUGUGUCAACUGUGCGCCGGGAAAGGGACAGACAAGUGUGCCUGCUCCUCCCGUGAACCGUACUUUGGCUACUCAGGCGCCUUCAAGUGUCUGAAGGACGGCGUGGGGGAUGUGUGCUUUGUGAGGCACCUGACUGUGUUUGAGAACCUGGCAGUCAAAGCUGACAGGGACCAGUAUGAGCUGCUCUGCCUAGACAAUACCCGGAAGCCAGUGGAUGAAUACAAGGACUGCCACUUGGCCAAGGUCCCUUCUCAUGCGGUUGUGGCUCGAAGUGUCGACGGCAAGGAGGACUUAAUCUGGGAGCUUCUCAACCGGGCCCAGGAACAUUUUGGAAAGGACAAGUCACCAGAAUUUCAGCUCUUUGGGUCUCCUCAUGGGAAAGAUCUGUUAUUUACUGAUGCUUCCCAUGGCUUGGUAAGGGUCCCACCUAGGAUGGAUGCCAAGCUGUACCUAGGAUAUGAGCAUUUUCCUGAAACUCAGCGUCUACACACAGAUUCCCAGAAGGUGCGGUGGUGCGCGGUGGGCCGUCAGGAGAAGGCCAAGUGUGACAACUGGAGUGUGGUGAGCGGUGGUGCCCUGGAGUGCACCACGGAGGAGACUCCUGAGGACUGCAUUGCUGCCAUCACGAUAGGAGAAGCUGAUGCUAUGAGCUUAGAUGGAGGAUUCAUCUACACGGCAGGCAAGUGUGGUUUGGUGCCUGUCCUGGCAGAGAACUAUGAGCCUACACAUGGUGGUGAGAAGCGUAGGUCUAGUUGUGUGAAUACACCCGUGGAAGGUUAUUUCGUUGUGGCUGUGGUUAAGAAAUCAGAGGCUGCUGUCACCUGGAACUCCCUUCGAGGCAAGAGGUCCUGCCACACUGCGGUUGGCACUUCGGCCGGCUGGAACAUCCCCAUGGGUGUAAUACACAAUCAAACCGGCUCCUGUAAAUUUGAUGAAUUCUUCAGUAGAGGCUGUGCCCCUGGGUCUAAUCCGGACUCCCCGCUCUGUGCUUUGUGUGGCGGUGGCAGCAGCCCCACAGACAUGUGUACUCCUAGCAGCCAUGAGCGGUACUACGGCUCCAGUGGGGCUUUCAGGUGUCUGGUGGAGAAGGGAGAUGUGGCCUUUGUGAGGCACAGCACAGUCCUUCAAAACACUGAUGGGAGGAACCACGAGGCCUGGGCCAAGAAUCUGAAGCAGAAUGACUUUGAAUUGUUGUGCCUCGAUGGCACCAGGAAGCCUGUGACUGAGGUCCAGAGCUGCCACUUGGCUGUGGUGCCAAAUCACGCUGUGGUCUCGAGGAAAGACAAUGCAGAUUUUGUUCGCAGAAUACUCUACAACCAACAGGAGCUCUUUGGAAGAAACGGAUUUGAAUAUGUGAUGUUCCAGCUGUUUGAAUCCUCACCCAAGGACCUGCUGUUCAGUGAUGACACGGAAUGUCUGGCUGACCUUCAGAACAAAACAACUUAUGAAAAAUACCUAGGGUCAGAGUAUCUUAUGGCUAUUGCUAACUUUAGACCAUGCUUAACCUCUGAACUUCUGGAUGCCUGCUCCUUCCACAGACAUUAGCUGAUGAAGUUGGGCAACCGCACAGACGCUGGGAGCCUCAAGCGGGGUGCACCCACCAGCUCACUGUCUUCAUGUAGAUCUGUGUUAGCACCAAUUAUCUUUGUAAUUCUGUGCUGUGACUGAUGGAGAAGAGAAUGAAUAAAAUUUAUUUUGUCUUCUCAGAAAACCUCAUUAAAUGUUUCCAAAGUUUUUGAAAAAAAACCCUAUUUUUAUACUAAAAUUGCACUUCCUCAUUGACUAUCUAUGAAAUUGGACCUUUCUUUUUUUUUUCAUUAAAUCAUAGCUGUGUACAUUAAUGCAAUCAUGGGUACAAUGUGCUGAUUUUUUUUUUUUUUUUUUUUUUGUAGAGACAGAGUCUCACUGCACCGCCCUCGGAUAGAGUGCCGUGGCGUCACAGGGCUCACAGCAACCCCCAACUCUUGGGCUUACGUGAUUCUCUUGCCUCAGCCUCCUGAGCAGCUGGGACUACAGGCGCCCGCCACAACACCCGGCUAUUUUUUUGUUGUUGUUGCAGUUUGGCCGGGGCUGGGUUUGAACCCGCCACCCUCAGCAUAUGGGGCCGGCGCCCUACUCACUGAGCCACAGGCGCCACCCACAAUGAGCUGAUUUUAUAUACAAUUUCAAAUAUUUUCAUUACACUGGUUAACAUAGCCUUCACAGCAUUUUCUUAGUUACUGUGUUAAGACAUUUGUAUUAACAUGUACCCUUGUAAGAUGCACCAUAGGUGUGGUCCCACCAAUUAGCUUUCAUAUGAAAGAUAUAACUUGGUUUCAUAGUAGGGCUGAGUACAUUGGAUACUUUUUCUUCCAUUCUUGAGAUACUUUGCUAAGAAGAAUACGUUCCAGCUCCAUCCAUUUAAACAUGAAAGAGGUAAAGUCUCCAUCUUUUUUAAGGCUACAUAAUAUUCCACGGUGUACAUAUACCACAAUUUAUUAAUCCAUUCAUGGGUCGAUGGGCACUUGGGCUUCUUUCAUGACUUAGCAAUUAUGAAUUGGGCUGCAAUAAACAUUCUGAUACAAAUAUC
Molecule: messenger RNA, 3255 nt
Organism: Nycticebus coucang (slow loris)
Lineage: Eukaryota; Metazoa; Chordata; Mammalia; Primates; Lorisidae
Product: inhibitor of carbonic anhydrase-like
Exons: 17
Coding region: 135-2231 (698 amino acids)
Biological process (GO): iron ion transport; antibacterial humoral response
Cellular component (GO): extracellular region; recycling endosome; early endosome
Source: RefSeq, a predicted model, not a curated record